AUUUGCUUUUGGCUUGGACCGACCCUGCAGGCCGGGGGUGCAGUGGCCUUCGAGUGGGAUUUUUUUACGUGCUGAGCUCAUAUUUUUAUAUUUCAAUAUCCUCCUUACCUGGUCAUGGAGGAGUCGGAGGUCUGUUCCCUGCCUGGGGGACUUGCCAGUGUGAGGAAACAAUUUGAGAGCCAGGAAACUGCAACAUCACACAAUGUAACCCAGUUCCAUUUUCAUCACACGUCUGUGCAGGAAAUGUCCAACUCUGAGGUGACUGUGUCCAGCAGCAGCAAGCAGGUCUUCCCAGGCAGUCAGCAGCUACAUUUCAACCAAGAAACGAUGGUGUCUUACAGCGACAAUAACUUGGCAUCCAGUUAUGAAAACCAUCAAAAUGAAACAGAAGAGGAGUUUCCCCGAUACACUACAAAAGAACUGAGGGAUCGCUUUGAAAAAACAAUAGAAGAGGCCGCUCCACAGAAACCAAUGAAGAUUGGACGUGAUAUCAAUCGAUCUAAGUGGUCCUCAAAUGUGACACAAAACAACACCAUGACUAGUGAGGUCUAUAAAGCAUCCACUACUGAGGCAGCAGAAGACACAUCGACUGAAGUGAUGGAUUAUGAGGACUUUCCGCCCCCACCAGCUGAGGAUUCAGACUAUCUUCCACCCCCGCCUCCAGAUUUACUAGAAAUGCCAUCAGACAGUGAAAAUAUUUCAGCAUGUCAUUACUCACCUGAGCAGCCAGAACCGGCAAGCCCCCCCAGAUACCCCGUCACCAAAGAGGCUUACUUCAAGCAGAGGGGCGCGUUGGAGCUGAAACGUCUUUACAAGCACAUUCACCCCGAAGUUCGGAAGAAUAUUGAGAAGGAAUACUACGCUGAUUACAACGAGACUGAGAACUACCAGCUGGAGAGCCAAGAGUACAUGUAUGAGGAUGACGACGGUUGCCCCGAUGACAUCAACGAUGAAGACUACAUGGAAUGGGAAGAGAUUCUCCCCGGAGAGGUGCAGAAUAUGCGAUGGAUGUUUGAGAAUAAGCCGCUGGACACCAUUAGAGUUGAAACUCCAGACGAGGACGAGGACAACAAAAUAACUGAGCAGGAAAUGAUUCUUGGAAAAGAUGUGAAACGUACAGCUUGGAUGUUUGAGACCAAGCCGAUGGACGCGCUGAGUUCACACAACGGCAACUCGACAGAAUAUAAAAACAAAUUCAACAAGUUCGAUAAAGGCGGUGUCCGCGCUGCAGCGUGGCUGUUCGAAACCCAGACAAUGGACACUCUGAAUAAAAUGCAUAAGCAGGAGGAUUUAAUAAAAGAGAUUGUGUUCACAGAGGAGGAUGGAGAUGCUACCAUCUACAUGAUCGACGAUAAUUACAUGGAGAGCCUCGGCCACACUGAGACCAUUGAUGAGAGCCACCUGCUGAGUCUGAGGUCCGUAUUAGAGGAAAUAAACGGAGAUGUGAAAACUAUUACGAGCACUUUCGACACUCAGUUUAAAUGCAUCAUUAUGGGACAGUCGAGCCAAAUGCUGGAGAUUAAAUCUGUGCGUAAAAUUGAAAGUGAAUUGGAGAACUCCAUCGCCUCACGUUGGCUUUUCGAUACCCAACCCCUGGACAUGGAGGACAAAGAACCGACAUCUUUGAAACUUGUGUGCAGCAUUUCCAUGGAGGACAGCAAUAAGGGAGACUGGGGCAGGUGGUUGUUUGAGAUAAAGACAUUAGAUUCUCUCAAUGAGUGGGAAAGCUCCAACAUGGAGAAAAAAGAGAUUAGUGGUGCUGAUGUACGCAAGCACUGCUUAGUGUUUGAAACCCAGCCAAUGGAUUCUCUGAAGGAUGACUCCAAUGCGAGACCCCAGUCUAUUGAAGAAAUUAUCGGGGGCAAUGUCAGAUCUGCAAGGCACUUUUUUGAAAGCAGCCCCCGCACAGAGAGGAAAAGUGGGCCUGAGGUCGGGAAGCUUCAAAAGGCAGCAGUAAAUGAAGAAAUGAAAGGGGAUGUGAGACACCAAAAGUGGCGCUUUGAGAGUCAACCUCUAGAGCACAUAAGAGAGGAGAAGAAAGAGGUGACUCGCACUGUGAAUGUUGAGGACGACCUCACGCAGGAGGACGGCACAAGCUGCAGGGCAGAUGUUCGCAAGAACUGCUGGGUAUUUGAGACCCAGCCAAUGGACACUUUAAAAGAUGAUUCAAAUGCUCAGCCCCUGACAAAAGAGGCCAUUAUUGCAGGUAAUGUGAGAUCAGCCAGACAUUAUUUUGAAACAAAUCCAGACGAGGAGUUAAAGGAGCUCGCAGAGGUGGGCAAACUGAAAAAAGCAGCAGCACUUAAUGAGGAGAGAGGUGACGUUAGACACCAGAAAUGGCGAUUUGAAAGCCAACCCCUGGAGCAGAUCAGACAGGAAAAGAAGGAAAUCACCCGAACGAUCGACCUGGAAGAAAUUGAUAGAGUCGACGUCUCAAACUACAAGCAAAUCUUUGAGAGCACCGAUUUAAACUGGAGCGAUGAGUCUCAAAAGAUUCUCAUAGAAGGUGUGACAUCUGGUUCUGUGAAAUCAAACAAAAACCUGUUUGAGUCUGAUUCGCUGUACGCCAUGCAAGACAGCUCAGGGCACUUCCAUGAGGUGAAAACGGUGCGUCGUGAAGAGGUUGUGAAAGGAGAUGUCACAACAUGUAAGUGGAUGUUUGAGACACGGCCAAUAGACCAGUUUGAUGAAGGCAUUGAUAAAUACAGAAUCAUCAAGGGCAUUUCCAAACAAGAAAUAGAGUCUGGGGAUGUUAAAACUGCAAAGUGGUUGUUUGAAACACAGCCUCUUGAUGCUAUUAAGUACUUCAGCAACAUUGAAGAUGAAGAGACUGUGCGGACAAGUGUGAAUGUGGAUGUCAUGAAGGGUGAUGUGAAAACUUGCAAGUGGCUAUUUGAGACGAAACCCAUGGACGUCCUGUACGAAAGAGCGGAGUUGAAGGGUGAAAAUGAAUCAGAGGAAAUGCAUAAGGGAGACGUCAAAACCUGCACAUGGCUUUUUGAGACACAAGCACUCGAUACUAUCCACGACGAGACAGAGACCAUUUUGAAAACAUGCACCGUCGAUCAAGAGGAUAUUAGAGGGAAGGAUGUGAGAACAGCUUGUUUCCUCUUUGAGACAGAGAAACUGGAGAACCUCACUGGGGAGGAGCAAGGCUCCUUUAAGCGUGUCACUGAGAUAGACAUUGCAUCUGGAGACGUGUCAGGGAUGAAGUACAUUUUUGAAAACCAAACAUCCGAUAUCAUGACUUCGACAUCUGAGGACGUAAUGCAGCAACUCAAGAGGGUUCAAACUGAGGACAUACAGAAAGGGAACGUGGUGAACUGCAAGUGGCUCUUUGAAAACCAAUCGAUAGAUACAAUACACGAUAGCCAGGAGGAAUCUAUGCGCAGCCGCACAGUGAGUGAUGUACAAGGAGGAGAUGUAGAUAAAGGCCGUUUCAUAUUUGAAACCUGCUCCUUGGAUAAGAUUCAGGAGGACACAGAGCUGUUGAAAAUGCAAAAAAUAGUCAGGGAUGAAGAGGAGAAGGGCGAUGUGAGGAAUUACACGAUGAUGUUUGAGAACCAGCCUCUUUACGCCAUUCAGGACAAAGAGGGCCUUUACCACGAGGUCACCACUGUCACAAGCGAAGAAGUGUCCCGAGGCGACGUCAUUGGAACGCGGUGGUUGUUUGAAACAAAGCCCCUUGACGCCAUCAAGGACAUGGAUGAAGUUUACGUCAUUAAAUCCGUCACACAACAGGAUGUGCAGAAAGGAGACGUCACCUCCGCCAAGUGGAAAUUCGAAACGCAGCCUCUCGACAGGAUCGCAGAAGAAAAGAAGGCGUUGAUAAAAACGGUGGAUGAUAUUCAAGGGGGCAAUGUUAGGAUGAACAAAGAUCAUUUUGAGUCCGACGCGCUGUCACAGGAAUCUGUUAGAACGGUUAAUGUGAGCGAGAUACAGAAAGGUGACGUCACGACUGCGAAGUGGAGAUUCGAAACCCAGUCCAUUGACAAAAUAAGAAGCAUGAGCUCUGAAAAUCUGAUUGAAACGGUGAAAAAGGAGGAGGUGGAAAAGGGAGAUGUUAAACAGUCGGUGUGGCUCUUUGAGAAAAAUCCUCUUGAUCACAUUAAAGAGGUAGAUGAGGACGAAGGCGCGGCCGUCAGAUCUCAAGAGGAGAUCGCCAAAGCAGAUGUUAAGACAACAACGUGGCUCUUUGAAACAACACCAUUUGAUGAAUUCAAUGAGACAAAAAUGGAGAAGACUGAAAUCCUGGGCAAGAGCGUCAAGGGAACUCUUGAGGAACUUUAUAGUCAGAAAAUGGUGAAGUCAAAGGGAAUACUCAUAGAGGCUGAUGAAAUCGGCGACGUCAGGAUGGCGAAAUACCAGCUAAUGAAUAAGGAUGCUCCGGAAAUUCAACGAGAGGAUGUCAUCAGGGGAGAUCUGCAGACUAUUAUGAUGAACCUGCUGAACAGACAGGAAACACAGGAGCGGCAGAUAGUUAUAGAUUCAGAAGAGAAGGGUAAUAUCACUUCCACAGUGCAUCAGCUAUUCAACCAGGAGAGAGACAGCAGUGUUGAGAGGGAGGAAAUAUUACGAGGUGACAUUCGGGAAGCUAUAAACAAUCUUUUCAAUGUGAGCGGUUCAGCAAAACAUGGAAUACUCAUCCAGGAGGACGAGAAAGGAGAUGUGCAGAUGACGUUAUACUCCCUUCUCAAUCAGCAGGAGAAUGUAAAUGUUGAAAAGGAGGACAUUGUUAGAGGGGAUAUAAGGAGUGCUCUUCAAAAACUGUCCAGCUCAGACAAGGCAGAUCAGAGAGUGAAGAUAAAGAUAGAUGAGACGGAGAAAGGAAAUGUCAACUUUUACUCCACGUGCAUUGAAUCCGGGGCUCUCGACUAUCUUAAGCAGUUCCACGUGGAGCCAGAUGAGACCCUGCCUGACAGAGCAGAAAAAGAAAAGAUCCUCGGAGGCGACAUUAAAGGCACUAAGCUCAUCCUCAGCCGCAAUCAAGCACAAAUUGAGCGCACAGUGGAGGAUGUUAUACCUGGUGAUGUUCACAACGCGGUGAAAGUUUUCAUGUCGGAGCCAACUCUGGAGAGGCUCCAAAGGGAGGAGAUAGUCAAAGGCGAUUUAAAAGCUGCUUUGAAUUCAUUGUCUGAAUCAGCGAAUCAGACGGUUGUUAUAGAGAAAGAGGAGGUGGUGAAAGGAAACAUACCAAAGGCCCUGCGGUGCCUGGAGAGGGCCCAAAAGCAGAACAAGGAAGUAGAGAAGCCAGAUAUCAUACCGGGAAAUAUCAGAGGGGCUCUGAGAUCUCUUGAGAAAUCAUCGACUUCCAGAGCUGAAGCCGUUGUUGAGGAUUUAGUUCCUGGAGAUGUGAGGGCCACACUGAAGUCUCUGGAGCUGGCAAAGAAAGCUGUGAAGGAAGUUGAAAAGGAAGAAAUUGUGAGGGGCGAUAUCCGCACGGCAAUGCAAAGUCUGCACGACGCCGCCAGUGAGAAGAGGAUGUGUCAACAGGGAAUCGACGUUCAGGGAGACGUCAGAGGGACGAUUCAGCUCUUAAUGGAGCCUCCUUCUUCGCCGAGGAUGGAGAGGAGCCCGAGCCAGGAGCGGGACGUGAGAGGUGAUGUAAAGAUGUCAAUUAAGUCAUUAUACGAGACGCAGGAGCAUUCCCAGCUGGAACGAGAAGAAGUGAUAAAGGGUGAUGUUAAAGGCACAAUUAAAUCACUGAUGGAAACAGCGCAGCGCGAAGCUCCCAAAGCCAGACUCGGAUCGUACAGAAGAGUCCGAGUCAAGCAGAGUCCUCCAGUUAGAAAUCUAAACACUGAUGCACAGAGAAACAUACAAAAGAUAAAAACUGCUCAGUCAGUUGAGAAAUCGAAGGAAAAUCACUGCAUCUCUAAUGAAACUGAAAUUGUAAGAAAAGUGUCAAGUUCUGUGCAGCAGUCUACGCAGCAGUCGACAACCGUGGUGGAGCAUAAAACCAUCACACAAAACCACGGCAUCAAAACCGUGAAGACAGAGUUCCGUAAUCUCAAAGCAAAGGGAAAGGGAAUGAUAAAAGUAGAUAAAACCAAAGUGAAAACUGAUGAUUACGUAUUGAAAUCACAAACACCAGAGCCUGAGCUGCCUCUCCCACCUCCUCCGCCACCAGUGGCAGAACCUGACCUUCCGCCGCCUCCUCCUCCUCCGCCCUCUGUUGAUUCUGACAUUGAUCACCUUCCUCCUCCCCCACCACCACUCACCAGUGAGCAGGACUUCCUCCCACCUCCUCCAUCCCAGCAGGAGCUGGAGAGCAUGCCAGCACAGGCAAUUCAUGCCUCACCUGCAAAAGCAAAAAAGAUGACGGUGAAAAAAGUGAAAGCUCCCGUUUUACACCAGGUCCCGAAGCUGGAGCCUAAAGUGGAAUUCAGUGAAAAGCAACAUGUGGCGGUUACGUCGAAGAAAGUGGUAGAAAUGAGCCAAAACCAGUCAAAGACGACAACAAAUACAUCAAAAUCUAUUUCAUAUGAAAUCCCUCCGCUGCCUGAGUCGCCACAACCACCUAAGAGACUUUACAUGUCUCCUGUGAGAUUCACCCCUCCCCCCUCUCCUACACCUUCCAUGAGGGGGAAGAUGAGUAAAUUUAACACUCCAUUAAUAAAAGCAGAAGAAAAGUACCGGAAGCAUGUUGAGGAAAGCACCCCCCCAACCACUCCAACACCCACUUACAUACAUGACUCAGUUACUGCUGCUCUUGAAAUGCUCUCCAACAGCGAUAUAAAACACUCAAAUAACAACACACAGGAGAGAGCACUGAUGCUUCAUUCAGAUGCUCUAUCAUGUGAUUUAUCCAAGCAUGUUGUAGCCUCAAACACCGCCCAGAGCAAUGUGAGCGCCAGCCAUGAGAAGUUCUUCACAGAUUCGACCGUUAUAUCUUCUGGCAUGCAGCAAGUUACAUCAUCUGUCUCCGCUGUUAGACAACAGAUGCAUACUACUACACAGAAAACCGUUUCUGUUUCCUCCAAGCAGUCGGCUCAGUCUGUCACGGCCGACAAAGUCCAGGCAUCAAUUACUGAUGUUGUGAUAUCUGAUGGGAAGAAGGAUUCUAAAAAUCAGAAAACAAAGGGCUCAAACACGUCCGAAGAGGAAACACAUUUGGAUAAAAUACAGACAGAGAGUGUAAAAUCAAGCAAGUCACAAUCUGAGAAAAAACACAAGAACAGAAAGGAGUCCAAGUCACCACCAAGUGAUAACAACAAGAAGAAAAGUGAUCAUUCUCCCACCAAGAGCCAAGAAAAAGUUUCAGAUGAGUCAGUGCAAGCAGAGAAGGCAGCUGCCAACACAAAUGGAAAAGCAGGCAAACAAACUCAAAAGGUGAAAAAGAACAACAAGCAAGAAAGGCAAGUAACAUCCAGUGAGAGUGAGAGUGUUUCACAAGAUUUCGAAGUGGAACUGAAGGAAGCUGCUGAGGUGAAAGUGAUCAGUGAACCUAAAGAAGAAAAGACGGAGCUAAAGCAGGGGAUUAAGAAAGUUACUUCCUCUCCUGCUGCUGCCUCUGCGCCUGCUGUUACUGUUAGCAUAACUGACAGCCAACCAGAAACUCCAGCUCCAGCAAAGAAGAAAAAGAAGUCCAAAAAGUCUAAGGGGGGUCAAAAUAAAGAUAUUUCCACAGAAUCAAAGACAGAAGUUAGAGAAACCAAGACAGAAAUGUCUGUAAAUUCCCAACAAACACAGGAAACAACUUCAGUUUCCCAAAUUCACAAAAUUAUGAAAGAGGAGCAGAUUCAAGCCAAGAGAGAAGUCAUUACCGCUGAAAGCAAGGGCGAUCAGAAUACCCAGCAACAAAAAGCAGUUCAAAAGCAAGUGAAGGGAUCUCAAAAGAAGAAAGAAGUGACAGUUAUUCAGCUGAGCGCGGAGGAACAACCGAAAGAAAAUAGGAAUGUCCCAAUUACAGUGACAGGCGAGUCAGAGCAAAAUGAACGGGUAGAGUCCACAGCAGGGAGAACAGUAGAGUCUCAGAGACAAGAGGCCCAAGUGUUAAUCUCUCACAUCACAGAGAUACAAAGAGCUUCGGAAAAGACUGAUACUAAAUCUGUGAAGACUCUGCUAAAUACAGUUCCAGAUUGGCUCAUUAGUUUAGAAAGAAAGUGCGAACUGGAGGGAUCUGUAGUGGAGAGAGACGCUCAAAAAAGUGAAGAAAUUCUGUCACGUGUGAGGGAACUCGCAGAGGCGAAAUUAACGAAUCUGGAAGAUAAUGAGACUGUGGAGAAGCACGAGUGUGAGACAGUUUCUGAGAAAUCUGUUUCUGGUGGGGCAACGCCAAGAAUAUCCAAGAUUAGUAUCGGUUCUGCCAAAAUUGAGAACCAAACAAAGAAGACGUCCCAUGAAAGACGGAAAGAAGAAGUGAGUCAAUGCAGGUCUUUCGAUCUUCGGGCUCCCUCGCCGCUACUCAGGAUGCGUUCUCCCUCUCCGACGUUUAUCACCAUCGAAUCCACGCGAAGAACCGACUCUCCCCAGAGAGUUACUCCAUCGCCCACUCUGCUGCACAGGCCACCCACCCCUCCCACACCGCCGCCACGCAGGUGCGACACCCCGACAUCACGCAGAUGCGACACUCCGACAUCACGCCUGAUGAGAAUCACGCCCUCUCCCACUUUUGACAGAGCAGAAAAUCUGGCUCGACUCAAAGACACCACAGCCAAACUCUCUCGUGGCGUCACCCCGCCGCCGAUACUUCCCCAACAAAUCACAGAGAAGAAAUCUGAGAUUGUGGAAUCGCCUCCGUCAUUCCAUCGGCAAAUCAAAAUAGAGGCCCAAAUUGUCGAGGCUUCAUCGAUGGGAACAGAAAAGACCAAAAAGAGUUUCUCUGGGGAGGCUGAUGUAAAUUCUGCACAUGUAGAAGAAGAUCAAACUAACAUUUCAGAGGGUUUGUUUGAAAGCGAAACACAAAGUAAAUCUGAGUCCCACGUGCCAUUGUGUCAAAAUGACCCAGAUCUUAUUGAUGCUUCAGAUAUUUCAGAGCCAUCUUGUGCAUCUGUCAGAGAAAAGAGAGAGUUUUUUGAAGAUGCUCAAAAGGCUGAAAUUAAUAAGACCUAUGUGCGAAAGGAGCCAAUUGCUAUCCCCGAACGACUGGGCCCAGACGCGGAGGACUCUGAGGCAGAAAAUGAGAACAAAGAAAUGGAUGAGCUUCCCAAGGCGGACAUGCAUGGUCUUGUAAACAAAUUUGAAUCACCAGAAGAGAAGUUCUUUAUCAGAAAAGAGCUUAUCCCACUCACAGAUUGGCUUCACAAUGAUGCUGAAAGCACAGAUUGUGACAAAGAGAAAGCAGACAUCCUGGAACAGGAAAUGCCAACUUUUGACAUCCAGGCUAUUAAAAAUGUGUUUGAACUGGGUGAGCAAAGUUCCUCAUUCAGAGAGGAGAAAAAAGAUCGGGAGGAGACUGUGUCAAGCCUGAGCGAAACAACAGCUGACACUUCAAAGAGGGAAAGUCCUCAAGAGACAAAGAGAGGCUCACGGCAGAGCACCCCCCUCCCUCCUCACAGAACUGAGGUAGAAACUGUGCCAGCAGAACCAUCAGGCUUCUCUGAAACCAAAUCAAUGACAGAACAUUUCUCAAAUAUUGAUGACUUAGGUAACAAGGUCACUGGAACGAGGACAACUGUCACCGAGCACUCUGAGAGUGCGUCGACCCAACGGGUUCCUUUUUCCUACGCUGAUGCAGUUAAGAGAAAAGCUGCAGCAGCGAAUCAAACAGAAACCUACGAUGAGGAUGCUACUGAUAAAUUGCUGAGUAAUUUCCACAAAACAUGGACAGAGAGUGAAUCCGUUUUCAAGAGUCUCGGCUACACCAUUUCUGAGGAGGCAACAUCACAAGUUGUUUCACACCAGACCAGGAUUGUCACAUCUGGUUCGAGUUCCGAAGUCGGAGCUUUGCACAGCAUGUCGGAGGAGAGCUUAUCCGAUGGAUGCUCUGAUAGUGGACAAAAAAAAGUACCAUAAAUCCUGUUUCUGCUGUGAGCACUGCAGAAAUAAAUUAAGCCUAGGAAAUUACGUCUCUCUCCACGGACACUUCUACUGUCUACCCCAUUACAAACAACUCCUCAAAUCCAAAGGGAACUACGACGACGGACUUGGGCAGAACCCUCCCGCAGGAAGUGGCGGACCUGUCCCCUCAGAUGAGAAACUUGAAUGGAGAUAUUCCAUGAGCAGCCUAAGUUCAGUCGACAAAGCACACAGU
Centropristis striata (black sea bass) is the source of this 10195-nucleotide messenger RNA. It is a transcript of the gene xirp2b, whose product is annotated as xin actin binding repeat containing 2b. Gene Ontology annotation, cellular component: stress fiber; focal adhesion. The transcript is spliced from 9 exons. Bases 115 to 9957 code for a protein of 3280 amino acids. Gene Ontology annotation, biological process: actin filament organization; actin cytoskeleton organization. Gene Ontology annotation, molecular function: actin filament binding. Lineage: Eukaryota; Metazoa; Chordata; Actinopteri; Perciformes; Serranidae. The record is from RefSeq and is a predicted model, not a curated record.